CGCCGGCGCCGGCUGAUGACGCAGGAGCGGCCGGUGCGGAGCAGGCGCGUUGCUGUGACGUCAUCGCCGCGCGCCUCGGUGGCGGCCCGUGCGCGGGGCUGGGCGGGAGAGCCCCCGGGAUGUGGCUCUGACGGCCGCGGUGCCCCCAUGGCCGCACACCUCGUUCGCCGGUGCUGCCGGCGCCUGCUGCUCCCGGGCCCCCCCGGGCUCCCCCGGCCGCCCCCCGGGGCCGCCCCCGGCCCGGGCAGGGCCCCCCCCGCGGCCGCCCCCCGCCCCCUGCGCACCGGCCCCCCCCGCUGGGCCGAGACCCCCCAGGCGCAGCCGCGGGAGGAGGGGCCGGAGCAGCAGCUCCGGGAGCUGAUCCAGGGAGCCACCGACCCCCAGGAGCUGCUGCAGCUGUGCGGGGGGCACAGGCUGAGCAGCAACCUGGCGGGCAUGGCCAUCGCCCGCCUCGCCCGCCUCGCCCACGGGCACCCCGAGGCACCGGCCCUCCACGGGGACCCCCGGCUGCUGCGGCUGCUCGACACCCUGGACGGGCAGAUCUCCCAGGUGUGGAACGCGACGCUGGUGCAGGUGCUGCGGGCGCUGCCCGCGCUGGGGCUGCCCCGUGCCGGGCGCCAGGCCCGCUCGGUGGAGCAGGAGGUGCUGUGGCGGCUGCGGCGGCUCCCCCUGCGCCAGCUGGUGCAGCUGGCAGAGCACCUGGCGGGGCACAGGGACAGCCCCCUCCUGCCCGAGGUGCUGCGCAAGCUGGAGCUGCGCUGGACGGAGCUGGAGGGGACGCGGACCGUGGUGACCCUCAUGGCCAAGGUGGGACACCUGGCACCCGCCCUCAUGGAGCGCCUGGAGGACAAGGCCCUGGAGCUGGCAGAGCAGCUGGUGCCAGGGGAUCCCUCUGAGCUGUGCCCUGCCCUGUCCCAGGCCCUGGAGCUGGCAGAGCAGCUGGAUGUGGACGAGAUCCGGCGCAUGGCCGUGGCCCUGGCGCUGCAGCAGCGCCGCUGCGUGCCCCUGCUGCGGGCACUGUCCUACCACCUGCUGCAGAAACCCCCCGAGCUGGGGCUGCCCGUGCUCACUGACCUGCUCUUCGCCUACAGUAAGCUGAACUUCCAGCAGCCCCAGGUGCUGCACAGGCUGUCCCUGGAGCUGCAGCCCCACCUGGGGGCUCUCACACCUGCCCAGGUGUCGCGCUGUGCCCGCUCCUUCGCUGCCCUGCGCUGGCUCAGCCGCCCCCUCGCCGAGGGCAUCGCACAGUAUUCCCUGGAUAACACCCAGGACAUGUCCGUUGCCCACCUCUGUGCCAUCGUCGUGUCCUUCGCCCGCCUCAACUUCCAGCCCAGCUCCGGCGAGGAAUUCUUCACCAUGCUCCACGAGCAGCUCCAGGGGCAGGUGCAGCAGCUGGAUCCCCACGUGCUGACGGACGUGGUGUGGUCACUGUGUGUCCUGCAGCAGGCCCGGCCCCCCUACCUGCGCCAGGUGCUCGCCCCCGACUUCCACACCUGCCUCCGAGGUGACCCGUCCCCGCGGGCGCACAGCUCGUGGCAGAAGCUGGUGCACAUCAACGCCACGGCCCGGCUGGAGACCCCGGGCUACCCAGGGCCCUUCCUGCCCCCCGAGGCGCUGGGGGGGGACGGGGACAGGGACAAGGACAAGGCCAAGGCCACCCCCCUGCAGCAGGGGCUGCGGGAGGCGCUGCCGGGGGCCCUGGGGGGCCGCGACCUCGGGCGCUACGACGUGCACACGGUGUUCGGCUGGGACAUCGAUGCCGAGGUGGUGCUGGACGGCGACAACAAACCCCUGCCCGUGGGGGACUUCACUGCCCCCCACCUGCCCCACUCCCAGGGGGCAAAGCCACUGCCCCCAGGGGCCAAGAGGCUGGCGUUCCUGCGCUGGGAGUUCCCGCAGUUCAGCUCGCGGGGCCGGGAGCUGCUGGGCCGGGGGGCCCUGGCGCGGCGGCACCUGCGCAGGGCCGGCUUCCUGCUGGUGGAGGUGCCCCACUACGAGUUCCUGGAGCUGAGGCUGGAGCGGCAGCGCGUGUCCUACCUGAGGGACAAGGUGGCCAAGGCCGUGGCCAGCGACAUGGCCACCGACACGGCCCCCGACACGGCCCCCGACACGGCCGCCUAGCCCUGCCCGCGGCCACCUCACCCGGCCAGAGGGCCGUGUCACCGUGCCAGGGUGACCAGGUCACCACGUCACCGGGUCACCACGCCGAGGUGGCCGAGUCGCCGUGCCCAGGUGGCCACGUCACCGCUCUGAGGUGGCCACAUCACUGGGUCACUGUGCCCAGGGGGGGCCAGGUGGCCACAGCGAGGUCACCGUGUCCCCGAGUGGCUCCAGCGUCGCUGCUCUGUGUCACAAACGGCUCAAAUAAACCCCAAAUGUACAGGGA
Molecule: messenger RNA, 2386 nt
Organism: Pseudopipra pipra
Lineage: Eukaryota; Metazoa; Chordata; Aves; Passeriformes; Pipridae
Gene: FASTKD4
Product: transforming growth factor beta regulator 4
Exons: 11
Coding region: 16-2121 (701 amino acids)
Biological process (GO): mitochondrial RNA processing; regulation of mitochondrial mRNA stability
Cellular component (GO): mitochondrial matrix; ribonucleoprotein granule
Molecular function (GO): RNA binding
Source: RefSeq, a predicted model, not a curated record